AUGGCGGAGAUCGAAGAUAUGCCAUUUGGUCUUCUUUACGAAAUCUUUCUUUUUCCCCUUGUAUUUUUCUUUUUCUUCAUCUUUCUUUUUCUCGUUUUUCUUUCUUUCUCGUUUCCUUUCCUUUUUCUUUUCGCUAAUAUAAUUCCUUUCAUUUCCUCUAUUUUUCUUCUUCUUUUUCUAACUGCUUUCUUUUUACUUCUAAUCUUACUUUCUCACUUUUUUUUUUUCGUUUUCAUUCAUUCUAUUUUUCUUUUUAUAUCUUUCUUUCUUUUCUGGUACAUUUUUCUUCUUAUGCUUCAUUACUUUCCUAAUAUUUUUUCUUUUCUCUUCUUCCUUUGUUUUUAUCAUUUGUCUUUAUUUUCUAUAAUAAUUCCCACUCUCUCUUUUUUUGUAUUUUUACGUUUUCCUUCUUCCCUUGUGUCUUUCUUUCUUUCUUUCUUUCUUUCUUUCUUUCUUUCUUUCUUUCUUUUAGCCAUUAUAUAUUUAUGUUUUCCUUCUUUCUUUCUUUCUUUCUUUCUUUCUUUCUUUCUUUCUUUCUUUCUUUCUUUCUUUCUUUCUUUCUUUCUUUCUUUCUUUCUUUUAGCCUUUAGUUUUUUAUCUUUCUUUAUUUCUAUAAUAAUUCCCACUCUCUCUUUUUUAGUAUAUUUAUGUUUUCCUUCUUUCUUUCUUUCUUUCUUUCUUUCUUUCUUUCUUUCUUUCUUUCUUUCUUUCUUUCUUUUUUUAGCCUUUAGGUUUUUAUCAUUUGUCUUUAUUUUCUAUAAUAAUUCCCACUCUCUCUUUUUUUGUAUUUUUACGUUUUCCUUCUUCCCUUGUGUCUUUCUUUCUUUCUUUCUUUCUUUCUUUCUUUCUUUCUUUCUUUUAGCCAUUAGUUUUUUAUCUUAUAUUUAUGUUUUCCUUCUUUCUUUCUUUCUUUCUUUCUUUCUUUCUUUCUUUCUCUCUUUCUUUCUUUCUUUCUUUCUUUUAGCCUUUAGUUUUUUAUCUUUCUUUAUUUCUAUAAUAAUUCCCACUCUCUCUUUUUUAGUAUAUUUAUGUUUUCCUUCUUUCUUUCUUUCUUUCUUUCUUUCUUUCUUUCUCUCUUUCUUUCUUUCUUUCUUUUAG
Messenger RNA from Acanthosepion pharaonis, 1098 nucleotides. The record is from the annotation of a GenBank genome assembly. Lineage: Eukaryota; Metazoa; Mollusca; Cephalopoda; Sepiida; Sepiidae.